AGCGUUACCAUGGUCUUCUCCAUCCCACCGAUAGAUACCCAUCCCGCCUGUUUCACUUUAACGACCAGCUUCCACCAAGUCCCAGAGCCUGACCGACGUUGCCCGACCGCAGAAUGCACGGGGGAAAAAGAGGACUGGUGGCACCACAGAACACUUUUUUGGAAAACAUUGUCCGUCGCUCAAGUGAGACAAGUUUCUUGCUGGGGAAUGCACAGAUCGUGGAGUGGCCUAUAGUUUACAGUAAUGACGGAUUCUGCAAGCUCUCUGGAUACCACAGGGCAGAGGUCAUGCAGAAGAGCAGCACCUGCAGUUUCAUGUAUGGAGAACUGACAGACAAGAAGACAAUAGACAAAGUCAGACAGACCUUUGAUAACUAUGAAUCCAAUUGCUUUGAAGUGCUGCUCUAUAAGAAGAACAGAACCCCUGUGUGGCUCUACAUGCAGGUGGCCCCCAUCAGGAAUGAGAAUGAUAAGGUGGUCCUGUUCCUCUGCACUUUUAAGGAUAUCACUGUCUUCAAGCAGCCCAUUGAAGAUGAGACCACCAGAGGAUGGACCAAGUUUGCCAGGCUGACCAGGGCAUUAACCAAUAGCCGGGGUACACUGCAGCAAAUCACGCCUAUGAACAAGACUGAGGUCAGCCACAAGCAUUCACGACUGGCAGAGGCUCUUCAGCUGGGCUCUGACAUCCUUCCACAAUACAAGCAAGAGGCUCCUAAAACUCCGCCUCACAUUAUCCUGCACUACUGCACCUUUAAGACCACUUGGGACUGGGUCAUCCUCAUCCUCACCUUCUACACGGCCAUCAUGGUGCCCUACAAUGUCUCCUUUAAGACCAAACAGAACAACCUGGUGUGGUUGGUGCUGGACAGCGUGGUGGAUGUCAUCUUCUUAGUGGAUAUUGUGUUGAACUUUCAUACUACCUUUGUGGGACCUGGAGGAGAGGUCAUAUCAGACCCAAAGCUCAUACGCAUGAACUACUUGAAGACCUGGUUUGUCAUAGACCUACUGUCUUGCCUGCCCUAUGACAUCAUCAAUGCCUUUGAAAAUGUGGAUGAGGAUCCCAUUGCAGACCCUUCUGCAGUGGGACACUUGCCAGCUGCGGCCCACUCUUCGCGGAAUGCCACGCGUGCAGAGGACUCAGUGUUGCCUGGUCUAAGCAGCCUCUUCAGCUCACUGAAAGUGGUGCGAUUGCUCCGCCUGGGUCGAGUGGCACGCAAACUGGACCAUUAUCUGGAAUACGGUGCUGCUGUAUUAGUUUUACUGGUGUGUGUCUUUGGCCUGGUGGCACAUUGGCUGGCCUGCAUCUGGUACAGCAUUGGUGAUUGUGAGGUCAUCGAUGAGGCCACCAACAGCAUCAAGACGGACAGCUGGCUUUAUCAAUUAGCUAUCAGCAUUGGCACACCAUACCGGUACAAUGCCAGUGGCUCUGGCCAGUGGGAAGGUGGUCCUAGAAAGCACACGCUCUACAUAUCUUCUCUCUAUUUCACCAUGACAAGUCUCACCACCAUUGGAUUUGGAAACAUUGCUCCAACUACCGAUGGGGAGAAGAUAUUCUCUGUGGCCAUGAUGAUGGUGGGCUCUCUUCUCUACGCCACCAUCUUUGGAAACGUGACCACCAUCUUUCAGCAGAUGUACACCAACACCAACCGUUACCACGAGAUGCUGAACAACGUGAGAGACUUCCUGAAGCUCUACCAGGUGCCUAAAGGACUGAGCGAAAGAGUUAUGGACUACAUUGUGUCUACGUGGGCCAUGACCAAAGGCAUAGACACAGAGAAGGUUUUGUCCAUCUGUCCUAAAGACAUGCGUGCAGACAUCUGUGUACACCUGAACCGGCAGGUAUUCAAUGAGCACCCUGCCUUCCGGUUGGCCAGCGACGGCUGUCUGCGCUCUUUGGCGGUGGAGUUCCAAACCACACACUGCGCUCCAGGAGACCUCAUCUUCCACGCAGGGGAGAGCGUGGAUACUCUUUGCUUUGUGGUAUCUGGCUCAUUGGAAGUCAUUCAGGAUGAUGAGGUUACUGCCAUUUUAGGUAAAGGUGAUGUGUUUGGUGACGUGUUCUGGAAGGAAACCACUCUGGCUCAUGCCUGUGCUAACGUUAGAGCUCUGACAUACUGUGAUCUGCAUGUGAUCAGGAGAGAAGCCUUACUCAAAGUGCUGGAGUUUUACACGGCUUUUGCCAACUCUUUCUCUCGCAACCUCAUCCUCACCUGCAACCUUCGCAAGCGGAUAAUUUUUCGCAAGAUUGUUGAUGUGAAGAAGGAGGAAGAGGAAAGGAGACACCUGAAGAACGAAGUGACGCUGUCCAUCCCUGUGGACCAUCCUGUCCGCAAGCUCUUCCAAAAAUUCAAACAGCAAAAGGAGAUGCGUACCCAAGGUCCAUCGCAACCUGACCUGGAGAGGAACCAGUUUCAGGUGGAGCAUCAUCUCCAUCCACUGUCCCACCAGCUCCAUCAGCAGCAUUAUCAGCCCCAAUACCAGGGCCACCAUCCCUUUCAACAUCACCAUGUGGCCCCCAUACAAAACGGGGUCCCUGGCUCAGGCAAUGGGAACAGUGGUUCUAGUGUUGUGACUGUCUCACAGAUAACCCCAAUCCAGAGUGCCCUAGCCUACGUUCAGACUGAGGAACCAAGCAGGAGCAAUGACCAUGAGUCUAUGGAGCUUAAGCCUAGCUUUGGUGUAGAGGACCAGAGUUGUCUCAAGGUAACAAGUCCUGUAAGACCCAGAGGAGGAAAGGGACGAGGCUGGAUGCGUUUCCAUAAUGCUGCAUCAGGAGCUUCUCCCAUGCUUCCACUGGAACUGGACAAGCAGCAGCAGAAGGAAGAGGAAUGGGGGGACAUGGCCCAGCCCCUGAAUGUGAUCUCUGAGGAUGGCAAGAUCCAGGAAGCUCAGGGUGGGGGGUCUAGUGAUAGGGGUCCAGGUGGAAAUGGAAAUGGUAACAGCAGUGAUGAGACAGAUGAGAAUAGUGCCCUGCACAAGACUGAUUCUUGUGACAGUGGAAUCACAAAGAGUGACUUGCGUAUCGACAGGGUUGGUGAUUUGCGAAGCCCUUAUGAAAGGUGCCUAAUGGAGAGGAGUCCAAUGGAAAGGAGCCCAUAUGAUCAGCUCAGUCCUGGGGUGUGUGAUGUGACUCUUCGUGGUAUUCACUUUCAGUCUGUACCUGAACAGGCUAUGCUUCAAAACAGCCUGCACGAGGCUAAGCUGGAACUAAAGGGGGACAUCCAGACACUAAAUAGCCGGUUAGCGGCACUGGAGGACCAAGUGGGUGAGAUUUUAAGAUUACUCUCGGAGAACAGGAAACCUUCCCAAUCUUCUCAGACCUCCUCACCAAAAACCAAACCUCAGUGCCAGGACAUCUUUGCUGUUUCUCAGCCUGUUACUCCAGAUACAGAGGGGGACGAUGGACCCUUUUGAAUUAGGAGAAAUAUGUUUGUUUAUUUAUUAGAUAUUGCUGGUUUUAUUUAUUAAUUCCCUUCCUCUCACUCAGGAAGGAAAGAUGAAAACUGAUGAAUAGAGGAAGAAUUCUUGCUGUUGUAAAUAUUUUCUUGCAUGUCCAGCUGGAAUCUGGCCUGCCAAUGAAAAUCUUCUCUAAGGAUAGUUGUUGCUUGUACAUGUAAGGAGUAAGCUGCAUGCAGAGAUGAUUUAAAAAGGCACUUUUAUUCUGACCUUGCACAUGGGAUCUCCUAACUAUUGUAAGUGAUAUUUCAGGGCAUUUUAUCUUUGGGAGAUGGCUUGAUAUUCCAGACCUGGGUUUUUGGGUUGCUGUAAGACAAAAUCAAGCUUGGUUUAGUGCCUCCGUCAUUGUUUGAGCAGAGUGCUCUUCAUAGUGACCUGCUGUGAAUGGCUACAGUCACUCAAUACAGCUUGCUCAAAUAACCCAAUAUUUCUUCCCCCUCCAGUAUGCAGAGUUCUCCUUUAUAAGCAUAGUGAUUGGAAAUGGAAGCUUGCAAGAUUGUUUGCCUACAUGAUUUCUUGGAUGUGAUUAAGAAGUUAAUCCAAUAACUAAACACUUUUUGAUAUAAGAAACUCAUUUUGUUGCCACACUUUGUUUCAAAUUCCUUAAAUCAUUAUCCCCUGUAUUUUAUUUUGUGGAACAUUGUAGUACAUAAGAGAGAAAUAACAUGUUUUCAAAAGAUAUACAUGCAUGCUGGAUGGAUAUGUGGUAAGCUCUGGCAUGGUAGGACUAGGGACUUAUUGUUUUUACAAUUUUCAAUUAUGCAAUACAGAAAGUGCAAGUCUCAAUGGGGGCCUGCAUUUUGGCGGAAAGCUCACUCUUGUGGCAUUAUUUGAAGCAUGAACACAUUCAGGCCAUUUGGAAAUUAUACAAGCAUGCACUGAACUUUUUGCAUGACAUCAGCAUUGCGUGUUACAUUAAUAGACAUAGUAUAAAAAGUCAUGGAUUUCUAGUAUUGUUUCCCAACACCGAAAUAGAUAUGAAAAUAGACUACCCAUUAGUCAUUUAAAUGCAGAUGAAUUUGUCAUAACUCUCACAUUUUAAUCAGGCUUUCAUGUAUAGUGCUCCACAGGUACCCAAACUAAAGCCAUGUCACUUGACCACCCACAGCUUCAUGAAAAAAAAAAAUUGCCCAAAAAUUAAAAUUCUGUCAUCUAUUAAUUUUUUUUGAGUUUGGAAAAACAUGAGAGUGAGUAAAUGAUGAUAGAACUUUAAUUUUUGGGUGAACUAACCCUUUAAGUGUUUAAUUUGGAAGGUGAUGAUUUCGAAAAUGAUCAUUUGAUCCUGCUGUUGGAAACUUUCUAAAUUAUUCUUGUUAUUACAUUAACUAACAGUAACUCAUCACAUAUUAGCAUACUCGUGGGUACUUUAGAGGGUUUAUAGCAUAAUGACUAAUGCUACUUCACCUCUUAUUUCCCAUCAGAUCUAUUGUAAUGCAUUCUUACCAAACACAAGUGAUGUUACAUUGUGAACAGGGUUCUUAAGAGAGCAUACUAUGAAGAUUAAUAUCACAAUUACAGUGUAUGGUUGUAUUAAUUUUACUGUUACUGCCUAUAGAUCAUUUAACAUAAAAGCAAUCCACAAACAAACAACAAACUAAAAGUUAUAUGUUUUUUUUUUUUCCAGACAAAGCAAUUGUCUUUACCAUUUAUCCCUCCACUUAUGCAUUAAUUAGAUUCCCAAAACACAUGCUUAUCAAUGUUAAGGCUCUGAUAAUAAUAUUAACUCACUACACUUUUUUGUUAUCACUUCAAGCGUUUAUGAUGUUCCUAUGGACCAAAGACAUUUACUAAUGACUAAUUACAUUUGUACUUGUAUAUUCAGUCUUUUGCUCUAAUCCUCAACCCCAUUAUAACCUGUCAACAGUGUAUGGUUAAAAAGCCUUAUUUGGUUACACUGAUAUGCAAAUGACUCUCCGAAUAACUGUUUGGCUUUUCAAGCAAGUCAAACAUUGGAAAGAUGACAGCAUUCAGAGAAAUAUUUACUGGGCAUAUUUCCAUGAUUUGACAGUGAGAAUUAUAUUUAAACAUGACUACAGUUCACUUUUCAUCUGACAAAAAUGUUGUGGCAUAUACAUAUUAAUAUUAAUGACAGUAAUAAAAGCCUCUAACAAUAACUUACUUUGAGCAUCAUUAAAAAUAUAGCACCCUUAAUAAACUUUAAUAUGCUUUUGUAAUUCAAAUUUUCAUGCCUCUGGCUUUCAUUGUCCUGCACAUCCUCAUUCUGUUUCACUUAUUUUGUCUGCCAUUCAGCCCAGCAGAGAAGAGCACAGACAGUGAAAGGAUUAUUUUUUGAGUCUGCCAUGAAAUUGAAGAGAUGGAUGUAAUAGAUGCUAAAAGCUGCAAUACUGUUGCAGAUGGUGUUAGUCCCUGUAAUCAAAUGGAGCUGAGUCACUGCAUGGUCCACAGGGUGCCUGUUCGGGGGAUUAGGCACAGUUUUCAGAAAGCUAUGAGGGCAUUCAACUCCGCUGCAAGUGGGAACUUAUCAAAGUGGGGAGGGAUUGACAUGUCGUACCCAUUCCUUAUAUAUGCUAGAGCCAACAGUGAGCCACCACAACCCCAGAGGUGUUGGACACUGGGAUUUGACUGCAUGCUGCAUCUUUGAACUGUAUAAAACUUGAUACCAAUGAGAAUGAUGUUUGCCUGCCAAAGCAGUGAUUUUCUGCAACUUUUCAUGCACACACUAACAAAAUGGGCAGAGGUCUUGUCAUUCACAAAAACCAUACAAUUCACAAAAUUAAAUCAUUUAAUUCAAUUGUGUGAAAGAAGACAUGCCAUGUCAAUACAGGAAGCCACUGAUGACUACCAAAAUAUGCUCUGAGAUGCAUGAUAAUCAGCUAAUAUAUAAUAACUGGCAUUAUUUAGGUAUUUAUUAUAUCUCCAAUGUCUAUAAGAAAAGGUCAAAUUGUUAAUUACCUAUUGAGUAAAAGAUUAAAAAGUGUGAUAUUAAUUCAAAAAGCAUAAUGAGGAAUUCUUCCUGCACUAGAAAACAGAUGAUAAAAAAAAAAAGAUUACUGUUGAAUAACACAGAAAAGGAGAUUGUCUCUUACCAAUUAGUUGCCCAAAGGAAACACAGAGAGAAAUCUGAGAAAAUCUGAAGGAAUAGGAUGUUUUUAAAUAAUAAAAAAAAACUAAAUAAUAAAAAAAACUAAUCUCUAAAUAACAUGGGGCACUUUUGUCAUUGGAAUUGUUUUUAAAAUAUGAUCCAAAUGGCUACAUCAGUGCCAUCCCAUAGUUUAGGGUGAACGUAAUGCUGAUUUUAGCAUACAAAUAAUGAUUAUCAAGUGUCCCAAUCUACCAGUUGUUCCACUUUAUCUGUGUUCACUCUACGUCUGGUAGUUUCCAUUUAUAUUGGUCAGGAGCAUUAGGAUAUAAAUAGGUUUUAGACUAAACCGAAAUCCACACACUGUACAACAGGGUUGGUCUUCACUUUCUCUCAGACCUGGGUUUUUCAAAAGCCAGAUUGGUAGAAUGACACUCUAGCUGCAUAUUGCAUUGUUCUCAUAACUGAAGUGCUGCCCUGGCUCCUCUUGCCCUUUUGUGGUAUUAGUGACCACUGAGAUUAUUAAGCUCUUUUUCCACUGUAAAUGAGACUGCCUUUUUAUCAGUGUAAAAAUAUUAUAAUAUUUCUGAGGGAGGUCGGUCAAAGUGUUUAUUUUUACCACACUGGCAUGAAUAUUAAUAAUUUGUUAUAUACAGUGUAUUACACUGAUGUUAGAAAAUAAAAGAUUUAAUUGUGCUAAUUUA
This is a messenger RNA of Myxocyprinus asiaticus (Chinese sucker), 7199 nucleotides long. Its product is annotated as potassium voltage-gated channel subfamily H member 5-like. Gene Ontology annotation, molecular function: voltage-gated potassium channel activity. Lineage: Eukaryota; Metazoa; Chordata; Actinopteri; Cypriniformes; Catostomidae. Bases 114 to 3413 code for a protein of 1099 amino acids. The record is from RefSeq and is a predicted model, not a curated record. Gene Ontology annotation, biological process: regulation of membrane potential; potassium ion transmembrane transport. The transcript has 12 exons. Gene Ontology annotation, cellular component: membrane.